Psammomys obesus (fat sand rat) is the source of this 1026-nucleotide messenger RNA. RefSeq names its product fibrinogen silencer binding protein (gene Fsbp). The record is from RefSeq and is a predicted model, not a curated record. NCBI's taxonomy places the organism in Eukaryota, Metazoa, Chordata, Mammalia, Rodentia, Muridae. The coding region runs from base 1 to 900 and encodes 299 amino acids. The transcript is spliced from 2 exons.
AUGGUAGGAAAGGCUAGAUCUUCCAAUUUUACCUUGUCUGAAAAGCUUGAUUUGCUAAACCUUGUGAAGCCAUAUGUGAAAAUUCUCGAAGAACACACUAAUAAAAAUUCAGUAAUAGUGGAAAAGAAUAGAUGUUGGGAUGUCAUAGCAGUUAACUAUAAUGCAAUUGGAGUAGAUCGCCCUCCUCGAACAGCUCAGGGCCUACGCAGCCUUUACAAAAGGCUCAAAGAAUAUGCCAAACAGGAGCUAUUGCAGCAGAAGGAGGCCCAAUCUGACUUUAAAAGCAAUAUUUCCGAGCCAACUAAGAAAGUUAUGGAGAUGCUUCCCCAGAUUUCCAGCUUUUGCCUGAUAAGAGACAGGAACCACACACAAAGUGCAACCUUGGAUGAGGCUGCCCAAGCUGGAACCGGUCCUCUGCAGGUGACGGUGGAUCACCGUCCUGUUGCUAUUACUGUAGAGGUGAAGCAAGAAGAAGACGUUAAACUGUCUCCUCCAUUGUUUUCAAAUCCUCAACACAAUGAUACCUUAGAGCAAAGAGAAGAGCAGGAAUUAAUACAUGUUAUGGAAGGAUCCCUGUCUCCAUCACUUUCUUCUGUUGAUAUGAGAAUGACAUCAUCUCUGUCUUCUAUUCCAAGGAGAGAUGGUAUUUUUCAUCAUGACAGUGGAGAACACUUUAGGUCUCUGCUAAGAUGUGACCCUCAGGUCCUGCAAAUGUUAAAAGAGGAACACCAGAUAAUUUUAGAAAAUCAAAAGAAUUUUGGAUUGUAUGUUCAGGAGAAGAGGGACGGAUUGAAAAGAAGGCAGCGGCUAGAGGAGGAGCUGCUAAGAGCAAAGAUUGAAGUAGAGCAGCUGAAAGCGACUCGCUUACGGCAUGAUCUGCCUGAGUAUAGCAGUAUCUAAGACGUUUUUCAGUCUUGCAAUUUGAUAAUUUUAAUUUUGGAGUAUCACGAAGCUCAGCACAUGUUCUAUAAAAAUGUUAAUCUCUCUCUUAUAAAAAAGAUUUUGACAUGAUUUUCUUUUUCUUUC